CGAGCAUUUUCCGUGCUUUUAUUUUCUUCCGCGCAGCUGAACACCUUGCAUCUCUUUUUCAUGUCCCACAUGCACAAUUUGCCUUACAAUCACUUUUUAUGUGUGUAUGUAAACAACCACUUUGCCUUCUAUAGGCAACUUCUCCAAACACACACACGCACACACACAUGAAGACACAUGGAUGGUAGGCGGAGGGCAGGUGGCAGAGGAGGAGGUGCGGGAGGCGGCCUUUACGUAAAAAACAUAUUAAAAGCAGUCACACAUCUCAUUCUGCGACCACACACACAAAUACACAUCGACAUACACACAGAGUAAUUGUAUUUGGGAUUAUGGCUUCCACCACCUCGGCAGAUAUUCUGCCCACCGGCGGCAGGAUCUUCACCAGCAUCCCCGACUUGUUCUUCAUCCCGGAGUUUGUGUUUGGAGGUCUGGUGUGGAUCCUGGUGGCGUCCACUCGCGUGUAUCCGGACCAUCCAUUGGGAUGGGUCAUGUUUGUGUCCGUCUUUUGCUUCGUCUUCACCACGCUUUGGUUCUUCCUCUUCCUGUGUGGAGCCAAUCAAAGCAGCAUCUGGCCAGCUCUCGACACGUUCUACCAUUUCUUGGCGGUGGUGUUCUACUUGAGCGCGUCAGUGAUCUUGGCAUACAUCACCGUGCUGAAAGGCUGGGGAAUCACCAUCAACUCGGGCGGCACCCUGUCCAUUGUGCCCCUCAUCCGAGAAGGCCUCAAGAUCUACAGGCUGGAUAUCGCCGCCGUGGUGAUGUCCUACUUGGCCACACUCCUCUACUUCCUGCAUGCCAUCUUCUCCGCCAUCCGCUGGCAGAGAGCCUAAAGGGGAACCCCAAAAAUGUCACUGGCCUCAUCCUGACAACAGAACCACUUAUCAUACUUUCAUUAUUAUUAUGAUUAUUAUUAAUAUAUUUUUAAAAUAUAAGCCGUGACAAACAAGUCACAUGACUGAAUGAGCGGUAAACAAACUAAAUGUCACAUGUGUGAGGUCCGACUAUAUAUGUAUAUAAGCAAACAUUAUUACAUUAGAAAAUAUUUGGCAUCCGAAAAGCAUAAUUCUUUUUUUCCAUUACCCCUCCCACUUUUAUUACAUAAAAAUCUAAUAACGUUUUACAACAAAAGUACGUUGUGGAAAUAAAAAUUUAAGUCGUCACCAUUUUAAAAUUUUCAGAAAAUUUAAAUAUGGAAGUUGUUAUCAAAUGAAAACAAGGAUGAGAAAACAAACAAACAAACAAACAAACAAACAAAUUAGGAUGAAAAAAAAUCUGGGGAUUUCGCAUUUUUAGCAUUGCACAUCUGUCAUAUUUAUACAGUUUAUGAAAUCAACUCUACAGGUUAAAGAUCAUUAAAAUAUGAUUUUUCUUUUUUUUUCAACAUGCAUCCGUCAACAUAUAAAAUGAAUAUCCAAAAAUUCCUCAAAUGCUCAACAUUUUGCUUAUAUUUUGCAUUUUUAGCAGUGUACAGUUGCACUGUACUAAGUUAAAUAAUUAUUUUGUGUAGGACUUCUGUAUUUUUUCAAAAAUAAUACAAAUGAAGAACUAUCAACAUUCUUAAAUGCAAAAAGGAGGCAAUGCUUUACAUUUAGCUGAAAAAUUAAAAAUACACUUAAAAAUAUAUACAAUAUAUUAAUAAUGGGGGCUUAAUUUAGCGUUUUCAGCACCGCAUGUCAGUUUAUGAAAUGUAAAACAAUAAAAAUAAAUAUCCAAUUCAGAUACAACUUGAAUAUGACUUUGCAAUUACUUUAGAAUGAUUUUCAAAUGUUAUAAAAAUCAAUUAAAUAAAAACACCAAAUCCCCCAAAUCAAUUGUCAAAUAUUUCACUUUUUCAUUUCAGCGUGUCCACCGUUUUCAUGUAUGAGUUACAAUAUUUUUUUUGUAUGAUUGUCUACUAAAUUGUCAUUCAAGAGAACACGGUGAAUGUAACUAAAGAUCAUUCUGUUUUACAAUACAGACCAAGUGUCCAUUAAAAAAAAAAGCGAGUAAAAAUGAUGAAACAAAAUGUCGACAAUGUUGGUGAACUUGUGCUACACGUGUACAAAAUGCCUACUACUUCAUUUUUUGUGUUUACAACCAGAAUGUAAAACUUCCUCAAGCUUUUUAAUGCUACCUUUUUAUUUUUGAAAGGAUCAAUUUUAUAUAUCUUUUAUGGAUGAAUGUUCCGACGUAAUUAUUUGUCUGAAAAUGCUCACUUUAUGUAUAUACCAGAUGAUUCCACUUGACGCACAUCUUUAUAAAUCUUCAAUGUGAAAUAAAAUAUUCUCAACACUUGAAAA
Molecule: messenger RNA, 2279 nt
Organism: Hippocampus zosterae (dwarf seahorse)
Lineage: Eukaryota; Metazoa; Chordata; Actinopteri; Syngnathiformes; Syngnathidae
Product: myelin and lymphocyte protein-like
Exons: 4
Coding region: 330-830 (166 amino acids)
Biological process (GO): myelination
Cellular component (GO): membrane
Molecular function (GO): structural constituent of myelin sheath
Source: RefSeq, a predicted model, not a curated record